Micropterus dolomieu (smallmouth bass) is the source of this 1419-nucleotide messenger RNA. It is a transcript of the gene foxi1, whose product is annotated as forkhead box i1. Lineage: Eukaryota; Metazoa; Chordata; Actinopteri; Centrarchiformes; Centrarchidae. Gene Ontology annotation, biological process: cell differentiation; anatomical structure morphogenesis; regulation of transcription by RNA polymerase II. The record is from RefSeq and is a predicted model, not a curated record. Gene Ontology annotation, molecular function: RNA polymerase II cis-regulatory region sequence-specific DNA binding; DNA-binding transcription factor activity, RNA polymerase II-specific. Bases 1 to 1134 code for a protein of 377 amino acids. The transcript is spliced from 2 exons.
AUGAACGCUUUUGGACACCAACCAUCUAACCAGCAGACCAGCCCUAUUCAGCACCAUAGCGCGCAGGAGAUCCUAGACAUGGCCGUGUACUGCGACAAUUACGGUGUGUACCAACAGAACCUCCACCACCAUCACCCUCAGAGGCCGCCGACGCACCCCUCCGGCUACGGCCUCGGAGAGUACACCUCACCGUCCACGAACCCGUACCUAUGGCUGAACGGACCCAGCAUCAACUCCUCUCCUUAUCUUCCCGGAAACAACGGCACGUCCUAUAUUCAGUCUGGAUACGGGUCGAACCAGAGGCAGUUCUUACCGCCUCCGACCGGGUUUGGCGGGGCAGACCUGGGCUGGCUGUCCAUAUCCAGCCAGCAGGAACUCUUCAAGAUGGUCAGACCACCUUACUCUUACUCAGCACUGAUAGCGAUGGCCAUACAGAACGCCCAAGACAAAAAGUUGACUCUCAGUCAGAUCUAUCAGUAUGUAGCCGACAACUUCCCUUUCUACAAGAAGAGUAAAGCUGGAUGGCAGAAUUCAAUCCGCCACAACUUGUCACUGAACGACUGUUUCAAAAAAGUGGCACGGGACGAGGAUGACCCCGGUAAAGGAAACUACUGGACGCUCGACCCCAACUGUGAGAAGAUGUUCGACAACGGGAACUUCAGACGGAAGAGAAAGAGGAGGGCUGACAGUACCGGAGCUGAGAGCACCGCUCUCCCGGUCAAGUCAGAAGACGGCCCGCAUAAGCUCUCCGACACAUCCAGCCUUAUGAGCUCCUCCCCGCCCAGCCUGCACGGAUCCCCGGCCUCCACGGAGCCCAAGUCGUCCCCGUCUCCGUCCGCGGAGCACAGCCCGUGUUUCGGCACCUUCGUGUCCAGCGUGAACUCGCUACUGGCGGGCAGCGGCAGCACAGACGGCUCCCGGCCCGGGGAGCGGGACUACGGCUCAUCGGCGCAUCUCGGGGGAUUGUCUCAGACCAGAGAGGGCAUGUCCGGACUGGGCUCCUACUCGCCCACUUUAAUCUCUUCUGUGAACUCUGACAACAACAGAAUGAACUAUUACACAUCAGUUCAGAGCCUCUCCAAUCAUUUUAGUGUUAAUAACCUCAUAUACAGCCGGGAAGGAACAGAAGUGUAGACUGUCUUUGUCAAUGUUGGGCUGCUUACAGAAAAAGUCAUUUAUUACUCAUUAGCCUUCACAUUUCUUUAGCCUACUGUUUUUAGGCUAUGUACUUAUUACUCAUGUUCUGGUUAAGUAAGCCUCAUUGUAAAACUAGCACUGGAACUGAACUGGUAGGGUUUUUUUUAACUGGGCCAAUAUAUUUCAGUGUAUCAGAAAGGAAUAUUCAUGGUUAUAAACUGUCACUUCUGCAUUAUGGUUUGUUCACACUAGUGCAACAAACAUUGCAAGCAGUUUAUUUGU